Molecule: messenger RNA, 2306 nt
Organism: Zingiber officinale
Lineage: Eukaryota; Viridiplantae; Streptophyta; Magnoliopsida; Zingiberales; Zingiberaceae
Product: DEAD-box ATP-dependent RNA helicase 52B-like
Exons: 6
Coding region: 207-2087 (626 amino acids)
Cellular component (GO): nucleus
Molecular function (GO): RNA helicase activity; RNA binding; ATP binding
Source: RefSeq, a predicted model, not a curated record
CCAUCCCACUCUUUUUAAGGAAAGCCUCGAUCGGUUGGCGUAUUGGUUGCCCACUGCUUCAUUACUACUCUCUCUCUCUCUCCCUCCGUCACAUAGCCGGCCGAUACCUUUUGCUCGCCUCGAUCUCCAACACGAGUAGCGGUUUUCGCAAGGUUCAGCAGCGGUGGUGCCGAGAACUUGAACCUUCUCCGCCAUUGUCACCGGCGAUGUCUGGGCCUCGACCGACCCGCUCGACCUACCGCCCUCUUCAUCUCCGCAACCAUGACGAUCGCCCUAGUGGUCCGACCACCUUUCCAUCCGAAUACAACGCAACGCGCCGCGGCUCCUUCAAUUCUGAACCUGGUGGACGAACCUACCGCCGUGGUUUCGGACGCCGCGAGGAGCCCAUCCCCUUUGAUAUCGCCGACGCUUCAGCUGACAGUGGCGGGAUUAACUUUGACGCCUACGAUAACGUUCCUGUGGAGGCCAGUGGGGUCGAUGUGCCGCCUUCUGCUGCAAGCUUCGCGGAGAUCCAUUUGGGUGGUGUCUUGCAGAGAAACAUCGAGCGGUGUAGGUACACGAAGCCUACUCCGGUGCAGCGACACGCCAUGCCCAUCUUGAUCGCAGGGAGGGACCUGAUGGCCUGUGCGCAGACGGGGUCGGGGAAGACAGCUGCAUUUUGCUUCCCGAUCAUCUGUGGCAUAAUGAAGCAACCACCGCUGCCGCCUACUGAUCCACCCUACUGUAGCAGUGCUUUUCCUUAUGCACUUCUUCUUUCCCCAACCAGGGAGUUAGCAAAUCAGAUUUAUGAAGAAGCCAAGAAGUUUGCAUAUCAAACAGGUGUCAGAGUAGUCGUUGCCUAUGGUGGAGCUCCAAUUUCGCAACAACUGCGUUCUUUAGAGCGAGGUGUUGAAAUUUUAGUCGCAACACCUGGUCGUUUGAUGGAUCUAUUAGAGAGAGCAAGAAUUUCUCUUCGAGGCAUCAGAUAUUUAGCACUUGAUGAAGCAGAUAGAAUGCUGGAUAUGGGUUUUGAGCCACAGAUUAGGAGAAUAGUGGAGCAGAUGGGCAUGCCCACUCCAGGUAAAAGACAAACAAUGCUCUUUAGCGCGACCUUCCCCCAGGAGAUUCAGCGAUUGGCUUCAGACUUCCUGUCCAACUACAUUUUUUUGUCUGUGGGAAAGGUUGGAUCUAGCACAGGUUUAAUCUCUCAAAGAGUUGAAUAUGUACCUGAUUUGGAGAAAAGAAAUUACUUAAUGAAUCUUCUCCGUGCACAAAGAAAUUGUGGAAGUUAUGAAAAGCAUGGUUUGACCUUAGUAUUUGUGGAAACUAAAAGAGCAGCUGAUAACUUGGAGAGCUGGCUUUCUAGAAAUGGUUUUCAUGCAACAUCUAUUCAUGGUGAUAAAACUCAACUAGAGAGAGAGAGAGCUUUGACAGCGUUCAGAAGUGGUAGAACGCCAAUCAUGGUGGCAACUGAUGUUGCGGCACGAGGACUUGAUGUUCCUCAUGUUUCACAUGUAAUAAACUAUGAUUUACCCAAGAGCAUUGAUUCUUAUGUCCAUCGAAUUGGGAGGACUGGGCGUGCUGGGAAGGCUGGGUUGGCUACUGCAUUCUUCAGCGAUGCAAACCAGCCUUUGUCCAAGGCAUUGGCUGAAUGCAUGGAUGAAGCCAAGCAAGAGGUCCCCGAUUGGCUCCGCAACUAUGCUAAUAUGGCAUCCGCAUAUUCUGACAAGGGAGUUCUUCGAACAGGUGUUUCAAGGUUUGGCAGCAUAGACUAUCGUACGGGUUCAACAAGUGGAAGUCAGUAUUCUGCACCAUAUGGAGUUAAGAAUUCGUGUCGUGACAAUUAUGAUUACCAAAGUUACAGUAAUAAUUCAGCAGGUAAUUCAUAUAAUUAUCAAAGAUAUGGUGGUACUUUGGGUGGUAGUGAUGCUGCUGGAGAGAAUUAUGAAUCACAAAGUUACAGUGCAAAUCCUGCUGGCGGCGUUGCUGUUGAGUUGCAAAAUUAUGGUGCUAAUGCAGACAAAGAUGACAGUAUUAUCGGUGUCAAUUAUGAAUUGCCUCAAGCUGAUCUUGGUAAUUUGCAAAUCAUUCCAACCGGAUGGGAUUGAAUGUUGAGCAAAUUUCUAACUUAGGUGAUAGUACACUAAUACAUGUGGUUCACUGCAAGGCAAUAGUUUACUGAGUUGAUGAUCUUUUGUUUUUAAUUUGCACUUUAACCUUUUGUUUGUUUAUUUACAGAACACCGUUGGUACGUUAAUUAUCACUAGUAAACCUGUCUUCAAGCUUUUGGACAUUGAAUUUCAUUCUUGCAGCUCUUUUUAGUCUUC